AUGGGUUGUGUUUCAUCUAAAAAAAAAUUAUCCAAAGCAGAUUUAGAAUUUCUUGAAGAAAAUACAGAAUUUACUAAAGAUCAAAUUGUGGAAUGGUAUGAAGGUUUUAUACUCGAUUGUCCCAAUGGUGAAUUGACAAGAAAAAAAUUCAUUCAAGUCUAUCGCCAAUUUUUUCCCAAUGGACAAGCUGAAGCAUUUUGUACACAUAUAUUUCGUACAUUUGAUGCUGAUAAUUCAGGCAAAAUCGAUUUUAAAGAAUUUCUAAUGGCAAUUAAUAUUACAGCAAAAGGUAAUCCUGAAAAGAAAUUAAAAUGGGCUUUCAAAAUGUAUGAUAUUGAUUCAAAUGGAAGUAUUGAUCGACAAGAAAUGUUAAAAAUUAUUGAAUCUAUCUAUGAUUUACUCGGUGCUAAUGUUUCACAAAAUGCAUCGAAUGGCAUCAUUGCAGGUCGUGAUCCUACUGAUACACCUGAAAGUCGAACAGCUCAAAUAUUUGCUGUUAUGGAUGAAGAUAAAAAUGGAGUCAUUACAGAAGAAGAAUUCAUUCGAGGUUGUAUGGCUGAUCGAGUCUUAUAUCAAAUGUUAACUGCCGAUACAAGCGAUCCUGAACGAUAA
Messenger RNA from Rotaria sordida, 612 nucleotides. NCBI's taxonomy places the organism in Eukaryota, Metazoa, Rotifera, Eurotatoria, Philodinida, Philodinidae. The record is from the annotation of a GenBank genome assembly.